Molecule: messenger RNA, 477 nt
Organism: Cokeromyces recurvatus
Lineage: Eukaryota; Fungi; Mucoromycota; Mucoromycetes; Mucorales; Mucoraceae
Exons: 2
Coding region: 1-477 (158 amino acids)
Source: RefSeq, a predicted model, not a curated record
AUGAAGUUCUCAACUAUGGCUACUAUGUUUAUUGGCUUUGCAGCUUUGGUCGUUGCAGAUGAUGAAAUUGUCUACUUUCUUUCUCCUACUAUGGACUCUGAAUUUACAACGGUAGAUGAAAUUACUUUCACUGCAAACGAUAUCACAAACGAUGCAGAUGAAAGAAUUAUUGCUAAAUUAUAUAAUGCUGGUGAUAAUACAGAGAUUAAACAGAUUGGCUCCUAUACAGGCGAAUCUAUCGUACGCCCUGACGAUCAUAAUUAUUGGAGCUUUAAUUGGGUUGUUGAUGUACCUCCAGGGACUUAUUAUGUUCGUCUUUUUGAACAAGAUGCUGAUGGAGAUAUUGAUGAUGACGAUGAAUGGGAUAACCAAGUUCGUAGUCAUGACUUUCAAAUUAAAGUACCUGUUAACAAGAAAAAGAGGGCUCAUUUUAAGAGAUCUCAAAAGUGGUUGAAGAGAGCCUCUACUGAAGCAUGA